CCGGAAGCAUCCGCUCAGGGCCGCCGAUCGGUGCUGCUGCGCCCGCUCGGACCAUGGCGACUGAGGCGAAGCGCCGGCGGGUGAGUGCCGAGGGCAGCCGGCGCGGGGCCCACCUCUCCGCCGCGCCCCACCCUCGCCCCGUCCCGGAGCGCCGUCCCUUGCGCGCCCCCUCCGCUCUCCCCGCAGCCCCUCACCUACCCCACUCCGGGCCCAUCCUCCCCGCGUACGCACGCGCUGUCAUCAUCUGCCGCCCCCAGCCGGCCUUCUGGGCGGGGCCUCGUCACGGCGCUUGUCUGUCUCAGGUGGUGGGGGCCGUGGGCGGCGAAGACCCAGACCCGGUGGCGGGCUUCUUGAGCUGGUGCCGGCGGGUGGGGGUGGAGCUGAGUCCCAAGGUGGCGGUGAGCCGGCAGGGGACGGUGGCCGGGUACGGCAUGGUGGCCCUGGAAAGCGUGCAGUGCGGGGAACUGCUGUUCGCAGUGCCGCGGGACGCACUUCUGUCACAGUACACCUGUUCCAUCAGCGGGCUGCUGGAGCGAGAGCAAGGAGCGCUGCAGAGCCAGUCAGGCUGGGUACCACUGCUGCUGGCGCUCCUCCACGAGCUGCAGGCCCCGGCCUCGCUCUGGAGCCCCUACUUCGCGCUCUGGCCUGAGCUGGGCCGCUUGGAGCACCCAAUGUUCUGGCCCGAGGUGGAGCGCCGGCGACUGCUGCAGGGUACGGGUGUACCCGAAGCCGUGGAGAAGGAUUUGACCAACAUCCGUGUGGAGUACCAUUCCAUAGUGCUGCCUUUCAUGGAAGCCCACCCCGAUCUCUUCAGCCCGCACGUUCGCUCCCUGGAACUCUACCACCAGCUCGUAGCUCUUGUGAUGGCCUACAGCUUUCAGGAACCACUAGAGGAAGAGGAUGAUGAAAAGGAGCCCAACUCCCCCUUGAUGGUGCCUGCUGCAGACAUACUAAACCACUUUUCUAAUCACAAUGCUCAUCUUGAAUACUCUCAGGAUUGUCUUCGAAUGGUGGCUACCCAGCCCAUUACUAAAGGCCAGGAGAUUUUCAACACAUAUGGGCAGAUGGCUAACUGGCAACUGAUUCAUAUGUACGGUUUUGCUGAACCAUAUCCUGAUAACACUGAUGACACAGCUGACAUUCAGAUGGUGACAGUUCGUGAAGCAGCAUUACAAGGAGCAAAAGUUGAAGCUGAGAGGCUCCUACUGCAUGAACGCUGGGAUUUCUUAUGCAAACUAGAGAUGGUAGGGGAAGAGGGAGCCUUUGUAAUUGGACGGAAGGAGGUGAUAACUGAAGAGGAGCUGGCCACUACACUUAAGGUACUGUGCAUGCCUGCAGAGGAGUUCCGGGAAUUUAAAGACCACAGUGAAUGGCAAGCUGUUAAUGGGGAAGAGCACAGCCUGACAAUCACGAACAUCCCCAAGCUCAAAGCAUCAUGGAAACAGCUUCUUCGGGACAGUGUUUUAUUGACCCUGCAAACCUAUGCCACAGACUUAAAAACUGAGCAAGAAUUACUUGACAAUGAGGAGGUCUAUGUCAAACUCAGCCGGAGGGAACAGCAGGCCUUACAGGUUCGCUAUGGUCAGAAGAUGAUUUUACAUCACUUGUUAGAACUGACAAGUUAGUAGGUUCCCUGUUGCCUAAAGGCAUGGAGAUAGGUAAGAACUUUUUAUUGUAAGCUGCUACUCAUUGAUGCUUGAAAGAGGGAAGAUCUGGAUCUUGCUAUUCUAUUAUUAUUAAAUACCAAAGGAAAAGUAGCAAAGAGUGUUGCGCUGGGAUUAACUCGGGUAAGGGUGACAUGUUUAAAGACGGGGAACAGCAGAUUGGGAAUCACUGCUAAUUAAUACUAAGAACAACAUCUUUUAUAGCUGUUUUCAUUCUUACUUUUAAAACUAAAGCCAGAAGAAGUGUGGUAGUACUAGGCCUUCUCAUUGUGUUCUAGUGCUUAAUAACAUGAACUCUGGAGGGAGACCUGGCUCAAAUCUGGGUCUACUUUGAGCAAGUCACUUCACCUUUUAAGUUUCCUUUCCCUGUUAGAGGAUUUAAGAAGCUCUAUAACUGAACCAGCAGCCUGAAGUUUAUUUCAGAUGGCACAACUCAACCUUCAGUAUAAGUAUAAAUUAUA
Molecule: messenger RNA, 2125 nt
Organism: Choloepus didactylus (southern two-toed sloth)
Lineage: Eukaryota; Metazoa; Chordata; Mammalia; Pilosa; Megalonychidae
Gene: SETD6
Product: SET domain containing 6, protein lysine methyltransferase
Exons: 8
Coding region: 54-1625 (523 amino acids)
Biological process (GO): peptidyl-lysine monomethylation
Cellular component (GO): nucleus
Molecular function (GO): protein binding; protein-lysine N-methyltransferase activity
Source: RefSeq, a predicted model, not a curated record